AUGUCGGAGCUUGGCGUCAGAAAUCGUGGUGUGAGUCGAUUUCAAGGAGGUCGAUGGCGUGAGGAGGUGAUCGGUGCCGGAGAUGGUCGGAGCCUCGAAGGUGGGAAGAGACGAAAGAGCGAUCUGAAGGGGGUGUGUGGUUUUGGAGGCGUGUAUCAGUCCCUUCGUCCCGCAUUCCCCUUUGUGUGUAAAUUAGAUUUCUAUUCCACUGAGGCUUUGAGCCCUAAAUCGCCAAAUCGGUCUCCUGUUCCAUCGAACGAAGAACACUCAGGUCGUGCUGCUUUGGCGUCGCCUACACUAUUGCGGCAGUGUUCUUCUCGAAUGAUGAAUAAACCCUGCCAUCUUCAUUCCCACCAUUGCAGUGGUGUGCUUCUCCAUCGCAACACGCUUGCGUUUAGCGAUGAAGUUGGAUCAAGGAGGCAGGAGCAUAACAAAUGUAAGGGAAUUCAAUAUCCAAACACAUGUGACUUAGAACUAAACUUGGAGCCCUUUAUGGUGGAUGAUCUGCAUAAAGACGAAAACUUUCAGCACAUUGAUGAUCAACAUCAAUCAUCGAGUUCUGCAGAUGUUCUAUUGGACAUGGAUGCAUCUCAUCAACCAGAACAGGUGGAAGUUUCCUCAUCAAAUUCUAAUGGAAGAUCCCAUGAAAACACUCAACAGGAAGAAGUUAUAUCUCAACCAGAAGAGGAGGAUACUGAAGAACUGCAGCGAAGUGGUUUUAGAAACGAAUAUUGUAUCUUUAUGUGA
Messenger RNA from Lactuca virosa, 747 nucleotides. Lineage: Eukaryota; Viridiplantae; Streptophyta; Magnoliopsida; Asterales; Asteraceae. The record is from the annotation of a GenBank genome assembly.